UCCACCACCAUCCCCCGCACUCUUUCCUCCCGCCGCUAGGAGGAGCUACGUAUCACUUUACGGCUGUUCUCUUCAGAACCGGAAGUUUUGCAGCAGCGACCGGGAGAAGAACAUAAACAGAGGUUCAGACGUGGUAACAUUCUGGAUCUCAGCUGACCUCCAGGAAUCUCCCUGUCCUGAGCCAAUGCUGGAUCUGGAGGUUGUGCCAGAGAGAUCCCUGGGCAACCAGCAAUGGGAAUUUACCUUAGGCAUGCCCCUGGCUCAGGCAGUAUCAAUCCUCCAAAAGCAUUGCAGGACCAUCCGGAAUGUGCAGAACCUCUAUAGCGAGCAGAGUCCUCUCAAUCAUGACCUCAUCCUCAGCCUGACUCAGGACGGGAUCAAACUGCUGUUUGAUGCUUAUAAUCAAAGGCUAAAGGUGAUAGAGGUCUAUGAUUUGUCAAAAGUGAAAUUAAAAUAUUGUGGGGUUCACUUCAACUCACAGGCCAUAGCUCCAACUAUAGAGCAAAUAGAUCAGUCUUUUGGAGCAACACAUCCAGGAGUAUAUAACACAGCAGAACAACUGUUUCACCUCAACUUUCGCGGUUUAUCUUUCUCUUUUCAACUGGAUUCUUGGACAGAAGCUCCAAAAUAUGAGCCUAAUUUUGCCCAUGGAUUGGCAUCAAUUCAAAUUCCACAUGGUGCCAUGGUGAAACGCAUGUACAUCUACAGCGGUAACAGCCUCCAAGAUACAAAAGCUCCUCCUAUGCCUCUCAGCUGCUAUCUGGGCAAUGUGUAUGCCGAAAGUGUUGACGUUCUACGUGAUGCAUCUGGACCCUUAGGGCUGAAACUGCGUCUGAUCAGCACAGGAGUUGGUCCUGGAGUGAUGGCUGAAGCAAAGACACGGAUGUCUGAGCGCUGUGUACAUUUUGGAGAUUCCUGUCAGGAUGUGUUGAGCACACUUGGUGCUCCACAUAAAGUCUUCUACAAGUCUGAGGAUAAAAUGAAAAUUCAUUCCCCAUCCCCCCACAAACAGGUUCCUGCCAAAUGCAAUGAUUAUUUUUAUAAUUAUUUCAGCCUAGGAGUGGAUAUUCUGUUUGAUGCAAAUACACACAGGGCCAAGAAGUUUGUAUUGCACACAAAUUAUCCAGGACAUUACAAUUUUAACAUUUAUCAUCGUUGCGAUUUCCGGAUUCCAUUAAUAGUAAAGAAAGACAACUCUGAAACACAGACAGAAAUCUGCACCACCUACAGCAAGUGGGACAGUAUUCAAGAACAUUUGGGGCACCCUAUGGAGAAGCCAGUUGUCUUACACAGAUCUUCCUCGCCAAAUAACACAAACCCAUUUGGAUCAACUUUUUGUUUUGGUCUACAGAGGAUGAUUUUUGAGGUCAUGCAAAACAAUCAUAUAGCAUCAGUUACCCUUUAUGGAGCCCCAAGAUCCACUGUACAUCAGAAAUCAUCAGAGCUGAGCCAGUAAGCACCAGAACAGCGGGUGAGGUUGUACAGCCCAGCGUGCCUUCACUUGCUGACAGUUACCCACACUAAAUGGAAGUAUACGCUGUUGGCCUUGCAGCAGAAAGAUGCAUGGAAUGUGGGUGUCUGCAGUCGUCGCCUCGUUUCCAGUUCCUGCCAGGCAUCCUUCUUGCAGCCAGUGUGCCCUCUGUGUCCCUGUAACCUCUUCUGCAGAAUGUUAGGGCCUCUGCUGCGUGUAAAAGCACAAACAAGCUCAAGCCACAUGUGGGAACAGGGCGUAAGAAGCCUUUGUGUUAGUGUUAUUGAAUUCAUGUGAUAGUCACAUCUGUAUAUAUUAAUAUCCAUGGGUAUGUAAACACAUUAAUAUCUCUGUGGUUAAGGACAGUCUGACAUGUAAUUGGUGUGUUUGUAUAUAUGCAUAGAUAUAUAUAUAUAUACCGUAUAUAUACAGCCACAUAUUCAGGUAUCACAUCAUGUGACUUUAAAAUUCAAAUGCACACAACCUACCAUCAGAACCUGUCUCUGUGUACAUAAACAAUAUAUGCUUUUUUCCCAUACAGCAGAGGUUGUUGGCACUGAUGUUGUCAAGAUUUGUUUUUCGGAUCAUUGUAUUCUGCUCCUAAAUAAUUGAUACAUAAGUCUAAAAGGGAAAUAUUCAUUUUUAAAAACAUUUUUGUAGCUGUAUGGAAAAUAACAGGGUUUCAGCUAAAAUCUAAAGCAAUUAAAAAAUUCCUAAUGCACAUACAGGGGUGUCCAAUACUGUACGUCUUGUAGGUAAUAUUAGGACGAAAUUAAUAUAAGGUACUUCCAUUUUGAAAUAUUCUAAUUAAAAAUCACAUUAAUUUAAAGUGUAUGUUUGCCAUUGAACACGCUUGUACAGUUCACACAAAGAAAUCUGAGUACCAUUGCACAUAUACUACAUUGCUUAUUUUGUAUUGAUUCUGAUUUUAAGCCUGUAUUAUAGACCAGAGUUACAUUCACAGCAUCAGAGCUCAUUCCUUGCUGGAUCAAUGCCUUUACAGAGCUUGCUAGGAAGUGUAGUCCUUUCACCAAACAGUAUACCUUCAUCAUAAGAGUUCACUUCAAGCUGUUGUUGUCGACCAUUUAUUUGUGAUAACCAAUUAAAUUGUGAAUGCAGCACUAUAAUACCAGCUGUAAUUCAGGAUUUGUACAAGAAAUGGAAUGUAUUUGUAACCUUAUACAACAUGUUAAAUAGGUUAUAUUUAGAUGUUGACAGUGGAAAGUAAUGAACAAAGGUGGACGUGUUCUUACUUUCUGAAAAUAAAGGGUAUUUAGGUAAUCCUUUACCUUUUGUUCCCAAAUGUGCAGAGGGCUGGAGUACACCACCAUUCAAGUGAGUGGGCCCGUCUACAGUUCCCUGCACAGUCACAUGAUUGGGAGCACCACCACCAUGCAGGGAAAACCUAGCAAAAUCCCAUCUCUUUAUUAGAUGGGAAAACCCUUGAAGCCAGGAGCCUCUAUUUACAUUUGCUACCAUACAGCAUUGCUGAAAUUUCAAGAAAUUGGCAUAUUAUAUUGGACAUUGGUACCUAUGUACUCUGCACUUUAAAGUGGCUCCAUUGCCUAAGUAUGUUGGGGGGGUGAUUCCGUGGGUUGCACCAUGUAUGUCCUUCCACAGUAUGUUUUCCCACAGAAUGGCUUCCUCUUCUGUUUUAAGGUAUUGGGUGCACUUUAAAAUUGUGUUUUUUAGGUUUGUAUACAUCUUUUGAGCAGUGUGUGGCUUGCCUCAUUGGUUAGGGGAAGCACUCUACACAAUGUGCUCAUCGCCUAUUUUCUUUUUGUUAUAAUUUUUUUGUUACCAUUUGCACUACAUACACUUUACUUGAUCAGUCAGUCUGUUCACUGAACAGCACCUGAGGGAUCUUUAUGGAUGUUCUGACAUAGAGCAAAGUGAUUAUUUAUACAGUGGGAAUUAACCCUCUCCUCCCCUCACGUAUAAUUACUUGACAAACUGAUUUUCUUUUUACAAAAUCCAGUUCAUCUCUGCUCUUGAUUUAGCUUUUACGUCCAUUUUGUUGUUGUAUUUUUAUAUUUUUCUUUCUGCAUACGUUUGUCUUAUGAUUACUCUACUCUGUUAAUUGAUGUGAUGUAACUUUUAUAUUUAGGAAGCGUCAUUAUUCUUAUUCUUUAAUGGAAACAGCUACAUUAGGACAUUUGGCUGCUCCUGCUCCAGAAUUGGUUGUAAUAAAAUGUGUGGAUAAUGUCUUAGAUACAUUGGUACAGUGUUUCAUACUGAGGCCAAACAUCCCAGAAUGCAUUAUUGUGAUAUUUUAUCCUUUCUUCUAGACAAUAGCCAAAGACUUAUGUUCAGCAUGUGUCAGAUGUUUUGCCUGAGAAUUUGCAAUGACAUUUUAUUACCUGUUAUGUAUUGAUCCAGGUUUAUAUAACGCAGCAAUAGAUUAAGACAGCCAAGAUGCACAAAUAACAUGGUAACCAGGUGAUGAAGGCUUUAUAUGGUCUUUGAAGAUUAUUAUUUUUUUUCGUAUUAAGCCUUUCUUGCCUGUGUCCUCUAUAAUUUAUUAAGUAUCACAUGUUUUCCAUUUACUCCUAGCAUGUUAAAGGUCGCUUAGCCCCAGAGUGUAAGAUAUUGGGGCGUUUACAGUGCAUUCUGAAAGUCUUCAGACCCUUUAACUUUGUUCACAUUUUGUUAUGUUGCUGCCUUGUGCUAGAAUAAACAGAGUUCAAGUUUCCCCAUCAAUUCACCCUCAAUGAGAAUGGGAAAAUAUUAUAUUAGAAAUGUUUGUAAAUGUAUUAAAAGGGAACAACUAAACUUUUUGCAUGGAUAUUACGCAAGUAUUCAAACCCUUUACUCAGCGAUUACAGCCUGUAGUCUUAUUGGGUAUAAUUCCACAAGCUUUGAACACCUGGAUUUUUCUGCCAUUCUUUUCUGCAGUUCCUCUUAAACUCUGUCAGGUUGAAUGGGAACUUUUGGUGGAAGCCAUUUUCAAGUCCAGCCAUUUUCAGGCUCCACAGAUGUUCGUUUGGUUUCAAGUCAGGGCUCAGGCUGGGCUACUCAAGGACAUUGACAGAGUUCUCUUUAAGCCACUCCUGUGUUUUCCUGGCUGUUUGCUUAUUAAGGUAAUUGUCUUGUUGAAAGGUGAAUGGCCCAAUCUGAGGUCCAGAGCACUUUUUCAGGUUUCAUUAAGAAUAUCUUCUUUUCCUCAACCCUGACCAGUCACCUUGUCCCAGCAACUGAAAAACACCCAGACAGCAUAAUGCUGCCGCUACCACCACGCUUUACUGCAGAUAUGGUAUUGGGCAGGUGAUGAGCAGUGCCUGGUUUCCUCCUGACAUGAUGCUUAUAUAUUAGACUAGAAAGUUCAAUUUUGGUUUCAUCAGACCAGAUAAUAUUGUUUCUCACAGUCUGUCAGUUCUUUUAGAUGAUUUUUUUGCAAACUCUAGGUGGACUUUUAUGUGUAUUUUACUGAGGAGAGGCUUCUUUCUUGCCAUUCUGCCAAAAAGCCCAGAUUGGUGGUGUGCUGCAGUGAUGGUUGACGUUGGAAGUUAUCCCCCAUCUGCACAGUUUCCCAGCCAGAGUGACCAGUAGGUUCUUGGUCACCUCUCCUAGCACGGCCCUUCUCCCCAAAUUACUUAGUGUGGUGGGGCAGCCAGCUCUAGUUCUGUUUUUUCUAAAUGUGUUCAAUUUAAGCAUGAUGGAGGCUACAGAGAUUUAGGGGACAUCUUUUGUACCCUUCUCCAGAUCUGUGUCUCAUUAAAAUCCUGUGUCUAAGCUCUAUAAGCAGUCCCUCUCAUUCCCCUCAUGGCUUGGUUUAUGCUCUGAUAUAAAUUGCCAGUUGUGCAACCUUAUAUAGUCAGGGUUGGGUCUUUACAAAUCAUAUCCAAUAUGGUGAAUUUACCACAUGUGACUCCAAUGAAGGGGCAGAAACAUCUCCGAGAUAUUCAAAAUAAAUGGAGGGAACCAAAGCUAAAUUUCAAGUGUCAUAAAAAAGUCUGAAUACUUAUUUCCAUGCAAUAUUUAUGUUUUUCCUUUUUAUUUUUUAUUAAUUUGCAAAAAAUAAUGUAAAAUGCUGUUGUAAUGUGUACUGUUUCGCUUUGUCAGUAUAGAGUAUUGAGCACAAGACCUUUAACAUAGCAUAAUGUGAAAGGGUCUGAAAACUUUCCAAAUGUAUUGUAAAUUCUGUAAUGGGAAAAUCAGCCUUCAACAAAGAACUUAGCCCUAAAAUUUCCCUACGAGUAAUCGGGGUAGACAGGGGAGAGGUAAUGUAUAGUUAUGUAUCCCAUUUGUAAACUUUUGCUGUAAGAUCUUGUGAUAUAUGGACAAAAUUUUGUGUGUUUUCCACAAAAAAUAGUGUACAGAUUUUUGUAUAUAUGAUCUUUUUGUAAGACUAACUUGUGUGUAGAUUAAAUAAAUUUUCAGCAUAAGAGCCAGAAUUAAAAAGAGGAGAGAACCCCCAGGACCAGGCCGCUGGAUAGAGUGAUGAUGCAGCAUUGUCCUAUGUGAUCUAGUCUUCCUUCAUUCAGGCAUCCCAUAUCCCUGGAUUAGGUGUUCAUUGAGGUUAUGUCACUUGUACCAUUGGCUGCCAAAAGCUUUGUGACCCUUUAAAAUCUGAAUAAUCUUUACACUUUUAAGGUAAAAAAAAAAAUGUAAAGUUAUCUUAAUUUAUAUGUUUUAAAUGUUUUCUUAAAUACAAACAGAAGAUGUUAUGACUACAACUGAAUGUUACUGUCACUCUCAGAACUCCCAAGCAUUCACCAAAUAUCAACAUUCUUAGUAUUUGGAUGAGUAGUUACCAGAAUGUCUUUGAAGGGAUUUGCAGCUGAUGUCUUAUACUUAGGUUUAGUGAUCAAUGUAAGAUUGAUGGGGUUUAGACCCCUGGGAGCCCUGUUGAUAAGUAGAGUGAAGAGGCCACAGUGGUCCAAUGAGCGCCGCUGCUUCCUUGUCCUGCUAAUGGGCUCUGAAAUUUGGUUCACACUAUUCAUACAUUGAUGAUCUAACCUUAUCGAUGUGCCAUCAGUUACAAAACCUCUUUAAGAUGACUGUAAACUUGAGAUAUUUGUUGGAAUAUCCUGACAAUGUUAUGUCUGUAUGACAUUUAGAUCACAUGCAGAUCCCACCAAAUUUAAAAACCUCUGUAAACAACUUUCUAUAUUAGGCUCUGUUUGCAUUAAUCUGUAUCUGUUAUGCCCUUUUGUAAUUGAUCCUAAUGGAUCUCUUUGGUAAUCCAUUAGAUUUGCUGCAUAUAAUCACCAUAUUAGCAUCGCACAUUUUCAAUCUGUUUUUUUUUUUUCCAUUUUAAGUGUCACUAUGCAUAUACACUGUGCAUAACAAAAUGAAAGAAGCGAUCUGAUUGGUUGCUAUGGGCAACUCAGCAACUUUUCCUCUGGACAGGUUUUGAUAAAUCUCCCCCACAGUGUAUCAAUCCUGUACUAAACCCCAGCUAUUUUUAUUUAUGCUGGUAUACCUGAAAGGCUUCUUUAUUGUUUGCCUGAAUAACUAGGCCUAUAGAUGCAGAUUGAUGCAUAAUGCAUCCUAUAGAUGUUCGAUAAUGGUGAGCAGUGAUCACCAUCCUGACAGACUUUAGCCCAAGGUCUAUGAAAAGAGCAUAGCAGAUCUGGUUGAAACCUUCCAGACAAACUGAAUUGUUUUCCCUAAAAUAAGCGGAUGCCUAGCAGCCACCUAUCUUCUCCACUUUAUAUUGUUAACACACUCAUUUCUCUGACAUGCAGAAGGGGGUGCGGAAGGGAACUACUAGAAGUGUUACUGAAAAUCACCUCUUUGGUGUACAUGAAGAGAAUGUUACAACAGCUUACUUAAACUCUGAUCUCCAGUUUAGUUGUCCCCAUGAUCCGUGAUGUAUACAGAAUUUUGGUGAGAGAUGUCACAGUCACACAUAUGUACAAAUACAAAUGAUACAUGCAUUAUGUACCUUGAGAGGCGUUUCUGCCCCCGUAUGACCUCUUACAAGAGUUCGCAGACCGCAGGGAGAAGCCUGCACAUUGUUUCCUACAUUUGCUACAUAGGGGAGCUGCGCAUACCUUGACUGCUGUCAUAUUGUGGACCCACAGCCUACAAUCAAGUGUUUAGUAUUGUCAAUGCCAAAUAGGCAUUUGGCCUCCUAAAAUACCCUACCUAUCUGCAUUCCUCUGUUCUGACAGAGGAAUACAAAUGCAUUUUUCAAACUCUUAAUAUUUAAACUUGUCAGAGAGGCAUUGUGUGGUUCCCAGACACCAUACUCAUCAAUGUGGACGAGGAUUAAAAGUUAAUAGCUAUACACUAUUUUUAAUGUACUCUAAAAAAUAAAAAUAAACUUUUUUUUAUAACAGGCUUUAUUCUCCAUUUUAAGGUAGCAUAAAAUAUGCUGCACAUUAACCUCCGUUUGUGUUCCAGUCCUGGGGCAACCUCCUCUAGUAGCAUACCUGCUGCUCAUGUCUACUUUUGUUUACAUUGCUCAUCCCUCCAAGUAUUAAGUCUGGUAGGUCUUGGUGACAUCACCUGUCCAUGUAAGAUAACGACAAAUGUACAUGGGGGACGGGAAGCAUCGCUUGGGCCAAGAAACAGAAUUACUUUAUGGAUUUAAUAGACAUUUAGAAAUUAUUGUGGGGUUCACAGCCUAAGAUUUUAUUUUGUGCAGUUUUUUUCUGUACAGGUUCAGUUCAGGAAAUGUUUAAUUAUAACUAAAUAUGAGGGUGUUUGUGAUCAUGCUUUUUUCUUUGUUUUAUUAUUAUAUAUAUCAUUUUUUAUAAAUACUCUGGAACCUGAUCUGUAGCCCUGAACAGCAUGUGCACCCACUGGUCAAUAAAGGGAGACCCUUGGUCACAAAUCCUGCUCU
Messenger RNA from Hyla sarda, 8264 nucleotides. It is a transcript of the gene PHAF1, whose product is annotated as phagosome assembly factor 1. The record is from RefSeq and is a predicted model, not a curated record. The transcript has 17 exons. Gene Ontology annotation, cellular component: synaptic vesicle membrane; trans-Golgi network; dendrite. Gene Ontology annotation, biological process: Golgi to plasma membrane protein transport. Lineage: Eukaryota; Metazoa; Chordata; Amphibia; Anura; Hylidae. Bases 185 to 1456 code for a protein of 423 amino acids.